This is a messenger RNA of Anastrepha obliqua, 336 nucleotides long. RefSeq names its product cuticle protein 16.5-like. The transcript has 2 exons. NCBI's taxonomy places the organism in Eukaryota, Metazoa, Arthropoda, Insecta, Diptera, Tephritidae. The coding region runs from base 1 to 336 and encodes 111 amino acids. The record is from RefSeq and is a predicted model, not a curated record.
AUGAAAUUCCUCAUCUGUUUGGCUCUCCUCUUCGCCGUUGCCCAGGCCAACCCCGGCUUGGUGGCUCCUUUGACAUAUUCCGCCGCUGCCGUUCCCGCUUAUGCCUCCUACGCCGCCGCACCCUACGCCGCGUACUCGACCUAUGCCGCACCAGCUGUUGCUACCUACUCCCACGCUGCUUACUCUGCUCCAGCUGUGGCCACUUACUCACAUGUUGCUGCCCCAGCUGUCUACAGUGCUCCUGUUGCCCGUUUUGCGGCUGUUGCUCCAGUAGCACCAAUAGCACCAGUCACCUAUACCGCCCCUGUUGUAUCCACUCUUUUGAAGAAGAAGUGA